AUGGGGGUUCUGGGAGUGCUGUUGGGGGUGCUGAGCCUCCUGGGAGUGGUUCUGGGGGGUUCUCCUGCCCUCCACUGGGACAGCACCUUUUGCCACUUGGCCAGGCCCAUCCCUGGCAGCCCCUUGGGGUCCCUGAGUUUCUUGGGCAAGGACGCCCAGAGACUGGCCCUGUUCCACGCCUACUGGGAUGGGCACGGGAAGCUGCAAGCAUGUAGCCGGCAAGAUGAGCCAGAGCUCACUGCAGCCUUCAGUGUCCUCUGUGCUGAUGAGAUCACCCGGGGCUCCUUCAUCCACAUCCCUGGGCCUGAGCUGCAGAGAGCCCUGGCCAACCUUCGGAGUCAGUGGGAGGCCUGCCAAGGGCCUGAUGGGAGUCCAGCAGGGGCAAGGAAGAAGCGAGCAGCAGGACAGAGUGGAGUACCUGUCCUGCGGGGAAAGAGAGGCUGGACCAUGCCUGGCACGCUGUGGUGUGGAGUCGGGGACUCUGCUGGAAAUUCCUCGGAGCUGGGGGUCUUCCAUGGCCCGGAUCUCUGCUGCCGAGAACAUGACCUCUGCCCACAGAACAUCUCGCCUUUCCAGUACAACUAUGGCAUCCGAAACUACCGAUUCCACACCAUCUCCCACUGCGACUGUGAUGCCAGGUUCCAGCAAUGCCUGCAGAACCAGCAGGACUCCAUCUCCGACAUCGUUGGCAUGGCUUUCUUCAACGUGCUGGAGAUCCCCUGCUUUGUGCUGGAGGAGCAGGAGGCGUGUGUGGCGUGGUACUGGUGGGGCGGGUGUAGAAUGUAUGGCUCCAUACCCCUCGCCCGCCUGCAGCCUAAGACCCUCUACAAUGCCUCCUGGAGCUCUUCGGCCACUACCCUGACUCCUAGCCCCCAGAGCCCAGCCCCCAGCAAGCUGAGACAGAAGCAGCACCCUCGGAAGUGGCUGCCACAGAGGAAAGCGUCCCAGCACCCCAACAAAGCCAACGCCACAGCCCUUCAGGCCCCCGUGGCCUCCCUCAGGUCUGAUAUGGCCCCCACAGCCCAGUUGGAGGUCACCCAUCCAGGCCUCCAGGGGCCACGGGGUGGCCUAAACUACCAGGGCGUCCGCCAGGCCUGCCGCAGCUUCCGCCAUCUAGACCAGUGUGAGCACCAGAUUGAGCCCCAGGAGACCAAGUUCCAGCUACUCAAUAGUGCCCCAGAGCCCCUCUUCCAUUGCGACUGCACACGCCGACUGGCACGCUUCCUGAGGCUCCAUAGCCCACCUGUGGGCAACAACGUGCUUUGGGAGCUGCUGGGCACAACCUGCUUCAAGCUGGUUCCUCCAUUGGACUGUGCUGAGCACAAAGGCUGUUCCAGGGGCCCUAAGGCCAUCAAGGUGUCAGCUAGGCACUUGCGGCGACUUCAGCAGAGGAGACUCCAGCUCUGGGGUACAGGCACAGAUGAGGAGCAGGCACGGCCUUCGGAGCACCCAAGGGCCCCCAUGUCAUUCUAUGACUGGUGCCUGCAGCUGACCCAGGCAGCCUGAGAACCCAGAGAGCAGCAGAAAUUCUGGAAACAAUGACUUCAGUUCCAGCUUUCUUGGGCACCAGAUGAUCUUGCCCCUGGCUUUGCUAGGCCUGGGGGUCUCAGUCUCUUCUUCCUGUGUUAGAUUGAAGCAUGGCCCAGGCUUUUGCGGACAGCCAGAAGGCUGGAUUGGGGAGAGGAGGGCCAAGGCCCAAAUGCUAGACUAUAGCUCCUGCUGUGCUGGGUGAUCUUGGGCUGGCAUACAAACCCUCUGUGCAUGGAUGUGGUGUUCAGAAGGCUCAUUCUGAUGCCCUAGGCUUGUACCUUGCCAGGGAACUUUACUCCAGAUGGGAAUAGGGAGGGGGUAACUAAUUGCAGCGGGCCUAGGAGGUACCAGGAGAAAGUGUAUUUUAAGUCCAUGCUGCAAAGUGAAUACAUGUGUCAAGGUCAUGCCCAGGGAAGAUCGAGUACCUGGGGCAUCAGGUAAAAUAGGGAAUGAGGGAUGCCACAGAAGUGCCUGUGUCUAAACCCAAGAUGGGGGGCACUAGAGGGACUUCACAAUUCUCUUCCUCCCAGGGGGAAUCCCUUCUCUUCUAACAGCUGCUGUGUCUUUCCUGGCCCAGCCUUGGCCUACUCUUCCUGCCCUAAACCUAAAUGCACAGCUCCUCUGUGCCCCUGAACAAGGAACAUCCCUCCCCAACUCUAAGCCUUUGUUUUCUCCUUACAAAAGAGAAGAGUAAACAGGACCUACCUCAUAGGGUCCUUGAAGAUUAAGUGAACCAAUCCUUGAAGAUUAAGUGAACCAACCAUGGAUAGCUCUUAGGACCUACUAAAUAUUCCCUCCCUCCAGCACACAACCAAACUGUACUUAGGUCUGAUUUUGAGAGGCUCACACAACGCUUUGGAGGCCUCAGUUUGCUUACCUGUGAAAUGAAGCUAAGAACUACACCGAACUCAACACCACAAUUCAGGGUUGUAGUACAGAUUAAAG
This is a messenger RNA of Pteropus alecto (black flying fox), 2475 nucleotides long. RefSeq names its product phospholipase A2 group III (gene PLA2G3). Lineage: Eukaryota; Metazoa; Chordata; Mammalia; Chiroptera; Pteropodidae. Bases 1 to 1506 code for a protein of 501 amino acids. Gene Ontology annotation, molecular function: A2-type glycerophospholipase activity. Gene Ontology annotation, biological process: arachidonate secretion; phospholipid metabolic process. The transcript has 7 exons. The record is from RefSeq and is a predicted model, not a curated record.